Messenger RNA from Eurytemora carolleeae, 1708 nucleotides. RefSeq lists its product as uncharacterized. Gene Ontology annotation, cellular component: membrane. Lineage: Eukaryota; Metazoa; Arthropoda; Copepoda; Calanoida; Temoridae. The coding region runs from base 84 to 1649 and encodes 521 amino acids. The transcript has 6 exons. The record is from RefSeq and is a predicted model, not a curated record. Gene Ontology annotation, biological process: sodium ion transport. Gene Ontology annotation, molecular function: sodium channel activity.
UCAGGAUUUUGUUUACCAUUGUCUGUAUUGGAAUAACCUGUAGGCAAGGUUAUAAUACAGCAAUCAAAUAUGCUGGAACACCCAUGACAACUCAAGAUGAGGAGAUAUCUCUGCAAGUGGCUGUACCAGAUCUACAGUUCUCUAUCUGCAAAAGGUUGAACUUGGUUAACCUUUUGGAAAAUUUACCAGGUGGUUGUCUGAACAGUUCCAAGACAUUUAAGGAGGCAACUUACAGUGAACUGUUUGAGGACCAAAUGGAGUCAUAUCUAGAUGAGUUCCUAAUACAGACAAAAGAAAGAUUUCGGAUACCUGAUCUCAUACAUAGAUUUGACACAGUACUUUUCAAUAGAACAGAGUGGACAUCUCAAGUCUUGGAUUCAUCCUCAGAGCUGUACUUUAGAAUGAAACUGUACCCAUAUGUUGACAAUUACACCCUACUCUGUCAUACAUGGCGCAAUGAUAUCUCAAAGUUCUCAAGGCUAAGGAUAAACCCUAGCACAGAUGAAGAAGAAGUUUAUGUGUAUGUUCACAAGAGAGGACAUUUUCUGUUAACUGAUCUAAGAAAUGAACUGAUAGAACUUAAAAACAUAAACCACAUUGUUAAAAUAGAUUUAGAAGUUAUUGUAAAAAAAAUGAUUUCUAUGCCUACCACAGAAUGUACAGAAGACACUCAAACUUUUGAACAUCAACUUAUGGAUCAUUAUCAUAUUUCCUUUAGAAGAGAACUAAGUAAUAGCUUAUUUUGCAAUGACUCUACACUGUCUACAGGGCUUUUUAAAGCAAUGAAUGAAUUUCAAACCAGUUCAAAAAACUGUUUUCCUCCUUGCUCCCAAGUGAAAGUAAAAAUGGUACUUAAUCCUGUGAACUGGCUAAAUGUAUUGACAAAUCCAAUAACAUUCAACAAUCUAUUUAUCCCAGGUUAUGUCAUUCAAAUUCCAUCAUCCGUUCUUUCUUCAGAAACAGAUAAAAGUUAUACUUUGAUUUCUUUUAUUGCUGAAUUUGGAGGAUGGGUUGGACUUUUUCUUGGUGUCUCAAUACUUGAAGGCUUUGAAUUUGCAGUGAGCCAGAUUAGUAGUUCUAUGACUAAUAGAUUUACAAAAGAAGUUUUAUCAAAAAGUGGUUUCAUUAUAAAAAUGGCAUGUUCACUCGGCGUCCUUAUUAUAGUUAUUCUAUGUGGAUUCAAACUCCUGAGAACUAAAAAAUCAAUGGAUAUAAAUAUGGUGGAGAAUUAUAAUAAUGUAAGCAUAUCCCUAUGUUCUUUUGAGAAUAUCUAUCAAACAGGCUCCAAUGAUACCAAUCAUUAUUAUGUUGGUAACUCUUCAUCAUUUUGGAAUAAUAUUACAAAGCUCAGUAACACAUUUAAAAGUAUAAAGUUAGUAUUGGAAAAUGGGAAUUCUGUCACUAUCUAUGAUUCUUCAUGGAAUCAAGGUUCUAAAUAUAUUCUAUAUUCCAUCAACACACUGCAGUUUGAUACAUUUAUUGAGACUUGUCAUACACUGGAUCUGAAAAACUGGAAUAGAAUCAAGAAAAUGGAAGUAGAAGCAAAGAAAGAAUUAACAAUAUAUGUUCAUAUAACAGGCCAGCUUCUUAGAUCAGGAAGACAGGGAUUUAGUUUUAUGAACAAAGAUACCUUCACUUUAUAUCCGUAAGAUACCAUUUUGUUAUGUCAGACAUUAAAAUUAAAUCAAGAUCAUUAAAAAACUAUGAA